Molecule: messenger RNA, 3091 nt
Organism: Silurus meridionalis
Lineage: Eukaryota; Metazoa; Chordata; Actinopteri; Siluriformes; Siluridae
Gene: wdr24
Product: WD repeat domain 24
Exons: 13
Coding region: 314-2626 (770 amino acids)
Biological process (GO): positive regulation of TOR signaling
Molecular function (GO): protein binding
Source: RefSeq, a predicted model, not a curated record
UAAUUAAUUAAUAAUAAAUAAUUAUAACUAUUUUUUUAAUAUCCGGGUCGAUGUGCGACGCCGCCGCUGUUUGUUGUCAGGCAUCGCGGUGCCUCACGUUAGUUCGUGUAAUAAAAGGAAAAAAAAAGGACGCGUGUUUUAAGGAUGUGGGAAUCGUCGUCGCGAGAUGACGUGCCACGUGACGACCCACGCGGUUGAACGAAUGCCCGUGUGCUGGGGUGAACAAGAAGAAACAGGAGAAGAAGAAGCCGAUUUCGGGGAAAUUCGUCUGCCGUUUCUCGACGUGGAGCAGCUCGGAGCAUGAAACGCUGAGAUGGAGAAGAUGACCUCGGUCGGCACCGUUAGCGGGCGGACCAUGUUCUGCCUCCUGGAUGCUCCGGCCAACGCUAUCAGUGUGUGUCGGGAUGCCACACAGGUGGUGGUGGCUGGGCGCAACAUCUUCAAGAUAUUUGCGCUCGAAGAGGAAGGCUUCGUGGAGCGCCUAAACCUGCGUGUGGGCCGCAAGCCAUCUCUGAACUUCAGCUGCGCUGACGUCAUGUGGCACCAGGCCGACGAGAGCCUUCUGGCGACAGCGGCGACCAACGGCGCGGUGGUGACCUGGAACCUUUUGCGGCCGUGCCGCAACAAGCAGGAGCACCUUUUCGCUGAGCACAAGCGCACCGUCAACAAGGUGUGCUUCCACCCCAGCGAGGCGCACAUGCUGCUCUCGGGCUCCCAGGACGGCUUCAUGAAGUACUUCGACCUGCGCAAGAAGGAGAGCGUCAGCACCUUCUCGGGUCAGUCGGAGAGCGUCCGAGACGUGCAGUUCAGCACGAAGGACUUUUUCACGUUCGCAGCGUCGUUCGAGAACGGAAACGUGCAGCUGUGGGACAUCCGCAGACCUGACCGGUACGAGAGGAUGUUCACCGCGCACACUGGCCCCGUCUUCUGCUGCGACUGGCACCCUGAGGACAGAGGAUGGUUGGCGACGGGCGGGCGCGACAAGAUGGUAAAAGUGUGGGACAUGACGACGAACCGCGCCAAAGAGAUCUACUGCGUGCAGACCAUCGCCUCUGUGGCGCGGGUCAAGUGGCGUCCGGAACGUCGCUGGCACCUGGCAACGUGCUCCAUGAUGGUCGACCACAACAUCUACGUUUGGGACGUACGACGGCCCUACAUCCCAUUCGCCACCUUCGAGGAGCACAAGGACGUCGCCACGGGCAUCGUGUGGCGCAACCAGCAUGACCCCGACGUGCUGCUAUCCGGCUCGAAGGACAGCACGCUGUACCAGCACAUGUUCAACGACGCCACUCGUCCGGAGGUGCGCGCCAACCCAGAGGGCCUCAGCUUCGGGCUGUUCGGGGACCUUGCGUUCGCCGCCAAAGAGAGCCUGAUGGCGGCCGAGGGCGGGCGCAAGCCGUGCCCGGGCGGGGACCGCCGCUACCCGUUCUUUUUUGUCAAGAGACACGACGUGAUGGAGCGCUUUGCGCAGGUUUCCAGCGUGCUCAGCGUUUUCGAGUCCGACCCGGACAGCGGCACCAGGAUGGACUGGUUCAUCGAGACGGCGCGCAGGUACCAGCUGAGCGGGAGACCCUUCGGCGAGCUCUGCGACCACAACGCCAAGGUCGCCAAGGAGCUCAACAGACCUCAGGUGUCCACCACAUGGACCAUGCUACGGAUAAUGUAUUCGGACACGGGCCACCCAACGCCCCCGGCCAAUCACAACAUGAGCAAACUGGGAAACGUGCCCCUCAUGAACAGUUUCAAUUUGAAGGACAUGACCGCAGCUCUAAACGAGAGAAACAAAGAGAAUCGAUCGGACAAUCUGGAGACAAACCUCAACAAUGAUGAGAAUGAGGAGACGGAGGGCAGCGACGGCCAGGCGGAGUAUCUGUUUGGCGAGGCCGAGUUGGACGACGACGACCUGUACAGCAUGGAGCACGACAACCAGGCAGCGGAGGAGGCGGAGUUUUCCCUCCCCCAGGAGGCGUUCCCGCUGCGCCACGAAAUCGUGGAACACGCGACGGCACCCGAGCCGCCGGCCGAAAAAGCCGAGUCCCCGCAGGCGAGCGGCGGCGAGGCCGAGAGCGUGUGCCUGACGCCCAUGGAGUCCUUCAGCCUGAUCUCGGUGUCGCAGCUGCUGUUUCAGCCGCGUCUGCCCCCCGGCUUUUUCAACGCCAUCGUCAAGGACGCGCUGGCCUACUACGCCGAGCAGGGCGACGUGCAGAUGGCCGUCUCGGCCCUCGUCGUGCUCGGGGAACGGAUCCGCAAGGAGGUCGACGAGCUCACGCAGGAGCACUGGUACAUGUCCUACAUCGACUUGCUGCAGAGGUUCGAGCUGUGGAACGUGAGCAACCAGGUGAUCAAGCUGAGCACGUGCAGCGCCAUCACGUGUCUCAACCAGGCGUCCACGACGCUGCAUAUCAACUGCAGCAACUGCAAGCGACCCAUGAGCAACAAGGGCUGGAUCUGUGACCGGUGCCACCAGUGCGCGAGCGUGUGCGCCGUGUGUCACCACGUGGUGAAGGGGCUGUUCGUGUGGUGUCAGGGCUGCAGCCACGGCGGCCAUCUGGAGCACAUGAUGGAGUGGCUCAAGAGCUCCAACCACUGUCCUGCUGGGUGUGGACAUCUCUGUGAAUAUGCCUGACACGCGCACACACACACACCUAUACACAAAAGCACAUUUUAGUGUGUGGGGUCGGUGUGUGUGUGUGAGCGCUUGACAAUAGAUUACAUACUGAAAAUGGAUUUCUGUAGGACGUUCUUCUGAAAAGAAAAAAAAAGGAAGCACUUUUGUUUGAUGUACAGCGGCUGUGAAAAGUCUGGAGACACUUUUUUUUUGGGUUUUUGAGAGACGUGAACGUUCCUUCAGUUUAACUAAAGACACAACAGACGGACAGCGAACGAGUGGAAGAAAGUUCUCGUCUCAGACAGCAGAACUUGGGCUUGGGCUUGUUUUGGAGCUGAGAAGGUUCCGGAAAGCGAAAGGAAUCAACACUUUUUCACCCUCCGUACAAAAGAAAUGUGAAAAUCUGUGAAAAUAUUGUAAAUGUUCAAUUCCGUCAGCGGUACAAAAAAAAUAAAAUCUUGUUAUGAAUCAAUUUUAAUUCUA